AUGUACGACCGCAUCCAAUUGCUACUUCACAUUAUCCGCAAGCUCGGUGGCCAUGAAAUUACUGCUGACAAGUUGAAGGAAGUUGCUAGAAAUAACAAGGGGAACUUGGAGCACCCAAGCGAUGUCGAGAUCAUCUAUGAGAUUCUUCGGGUUCGAAAGAUGGAGGAACAAUUCGAGCGACGUGAAGUUGGUAAGUGCCGAACACUCCUAAGCGUGCCUUUCGGUAGCUAA
Messenger RNA from Penicillium canescens, 231 nucleotides. RefSeq lists its product as uncharacterized. Lineage: Eukaryota; Fungi; Ascomycota; Eurotiomycetes; Eurotiales; Aspergillaceae. The coding region runs from base 1 to 231 and encodes 76 amino acids. The record is from RefSeq and is a predicted model, not a curated record. The transcript is spliced from 2 exons.